Molecule: messenger RNA, 1450 nt
Organism: Olea europaea var. sylvestris
Lineage: Eukaryota; Viridiplantae; Streptophyta; Magnoliopsida; Lamiales; Oleaceae
Product: homeobox protein knotted-1-like 1
Exons: 5
Coding region: 360-1298 (312 amino acids)
Biological process (GO): regulation of DNA-templated transcription
Cellular component (GO): nucleus
Molecular function (GO): DNA binding; DNA-binding transcription factor activity, RNA polymerase II-specific
Source: RefSeq, a predicted model, not a curated record
UGUUUCCCUAAUUAUGUUUACAACAGAAACUCUGGUCUGGUCUUUUUCAACUUUUUACUCAGGUGGAAAAAUUCUCUAUCUUUCCCAUGUUUUCUCUCUCUCCUCCUUCUUUUUUGAUGAUUUUUGCCCUACUUCAAAUCGUUGAAGUUGUGGCCAGUUUUUUCUUAACAAUCCCAGCAUAGAACUUUCUGUUGGAUUCACUGUCCUGAUUUCUUGGUUCUUGGUUCUUGAUCUUUCAGCAUGGGGUUUAAUUUAAAAACACACACUAUUGUGGGUGUUCAUAUUCAAGAAUAACUGUUUUUGUCAUAUUCUUUUGUCACAAUCUUAUAUCUCCGCAAGUACGAUCAACACUACUAAUUAUGGAUGAAUUAUACAGACUUCAUUCCUCGAUUUCAUUUCCUAUUGAUAAUAACAGUACGGGAGGGUUUAGUGAUCAUCAUCUGGGUUUAAUACAAGCAGCUCAAACUCAUCAUGAGAUCAAAGGAUCAGAAAUUUCAGAUAUAAUCAAGGCCCAGAUUGCUAAUCACCCUCUUUAUCCUAAUUUAGUAUCUGCCUACAUCGAUUGUCGAAAGGUGGGAGCACCACCAGAAGUGGCCUCAUUUCUUGAAGAAAUCAGCAAAGAAAGCAACCCUAUUUAUGCCCCCACUCAGAUUGGAACUUAUCCUGAACUUGAUAAAUUUAUGGAAUCAUAUUGUGAGGUUUUACACAAAUACACGGAGGAAAUAUCAAAGCCAUUUGAUGAAGCCACAAUUUUCUUGAGCAACAUUGAAUCUCAGCUCAGUGAUCUCUGCAAAGAAACCUUAACUUCUACAGCCAACUCCUCCUUGACUUCUGCUAACUGUAAUUUUGCAGAUGAUGCAGGUGUUGCUUAUGGUGGGAAUAUGAGCUAUGGAGAGUUUGAAGCUUUUGAUAGUCAAGAAUCUACUGAUACCCGUCAAGGUGAACAGGAGCUCAAAGAAAUGCUAAUGCGCAAGUACAGUGGCUAUCUUAGCAAUUUGAGACAGGAAUUCUCAAAGAGAAGGAAGAAAGGCAAAUUGCCAAAGGAUACAAGGAAUGUAUUGCUGGACUGGUGGAACAAACACUACCGGUGGCCAUAUCCCACGGAAGAGGAGAAAAAUAGGCUAUCGCAGAUUACUCAGUUAGACCAGAAGCAGAUCAACAAUUGGUUCAUAAACCAAAGGAAGCGACACUGGAGACCAUCUGAGGACAUGCGAUUUGCUGUUAUGGAAGGCGUUAGUGGUGGCAAUGCAGGAUCCAUGUACUUUGAUGGAGGUGGGACUGGAGAUGAUGGCACUUGAAUACACGACGAUAUGUGAAAAAGUAUGCAUUCUAGCUAGUUACUUACCUUUCAGAUGAUAGCAUAGCAUGUGCAACUUGAAUGUAUCCAAAGGACUUGACUGUGCACCGGUUUCAAUCUUAUGUGAACAAUGGAAAACAACUUGUUUGGUCA